AUGAACCGCUUCUCUGGAAAGUCUGUCAUCGUGACAGGAUCUUCAAGUGGAAUUGGUCGAGCCACUGCGGUGCUCUUUGCGAAAUAUGGAGCCCAGGUAACAAUCACUGGUAGAGAUGCUGGAAAACUCGAGGCUACCAAGAAAAAGAUGCUGAAGGUCAUGAAGAAUCCGGAGAAUGUGUGUGUUGUCGUGGCGAACUUGACGGAUUCUGAUGGGCAAGACGAGAUUGUGCAAUCGGCGCUCGAUGCUUUUGGGAGGAUUGAUGUACUGGUGAACAACGCCGGUGCCAAUGUGGUCGACGGUACCUUUAACACUGAUCAAUCUACCGAGCUGUACCAUAAAACAUUUCAAAUCAAUUUUGAAGCCGUCAUCGAGAUGGUGAAAAAAACCAAAAAUCACCUGAUCGAAUCGAAAGGUGAAAUUGUGAAUGUCUCCAGUGUAGCUGCAGGACCACAGGCGCUUGCUCCAUCCCCCUAUUACGCAGCCUCCAAAGCCGCCCUAGACCAAUACACACGUUGCGUGGCACUUGAUCUCAUCUUGCAAGGGGUUCGUGUUAAUUCAGUGAGCCCGGGUGUCGUCACGUCCGGGUUUCUGGGGGCAAUGGGAAUGUCGGAGCAGGUCCAGAAACAGAUCGAAGAGAACUUCACUUCUAACAGAGCCUGCAUUCCUGCAGGAGUUUGCGGAAAGCCUGAGGACAUCGCCGAGCUUAUUAUUUUUUUGGCGGAUCGCAAGAGAUCUUCUUACAUAAUAGGACAGUCGAUUGUGGCCGAUGGAGGAACUUCUUUGGUUUCAGGGCUCACCGCUCAAAACAUUCAGCGAAACAAUUGA
Messenger RNA from Caenorhabditis elegans, 828 nucleotides. It is a transcript of the gene T01G6.10, whose product is annotated as DeHydrogenases, Short chain. The coding region runs from base 1 to 828 and encodes 275 amino acids. The transcript has 4 exons. The record is from RefSeq and is marked reviewed. Lineage: Eukaryota; Metazoa; Nematoda; Chromadorea; Rhabditida; Rhabditidae.